UCAACUUAUACGUUAUUCUAGACGCUCAACUCUACAUAAAAGUUUUCAGUCAGGAUGAAAGUCGUCGUCUGCCAAGGAACUAAAGGCGUGUCAAGUGGAACAUCAUUCGUUAAAAGAACAUGGAGCAGGAGUCCGGCUCGUGUCCCAUCUGCCUGGAACCCUGGGACAAGUCGACCCACACGCCCAAGUUCCUCAGCUGCCACCACACCCUCUGCCUCGACUGCGUGACCACUCUCUUCGAAAAUGCCGUCGCUGGAGAGGGAGAAGGACUAGGAGGAGGAGGAGGAGGAGGAGGAGGAAGAGGUGGGGAAGAGGAAGAUUCGCAAGGGAGAAGGGGGAGAGGAAGAAGGGGCAAUCCCAGCGAGGAAGUUUCUUCCCCUCGGUCUCCCACUUCGAUCUCGAGUAGAUUCUUCCAGUUCCGGGCCCCGGAGAACCCUCGGAACCCCAAAGUGCCCAGCGACUCGGCCAUCCUCUGUCCCAUGUGUAGGUCCCCCACGCUCGUCAGGGACCCCACGAGCCUGCAGACCAAUUUCUACUUGGGGGCGCUCCCUCGCACGCCCUCCGUCCCCAGGUUAUUAUUAUGGUGCGAGACAUGCGACGCCAUAGCCGAGCCUGCCUGCGGAGACCACAGUGUCCAUCCCCUGCCAGACAAAGUCAAAGCCCUUAAGGAUGAAGUGACGUCAUCCGGCCUCCUGCUCCUGGAGGACAUGUGCUCCUUCCUGGCCGAAGAAAACCGCCACCUGCAAGUGUACAAGUGGCUCUGCGUCCUCCUGCGCAGCGCCAGGGACCAGGUCAAUCACGCCUUCGUGAAGAGUCAUAAUAAUUACAAUGCUGUUCUCGAAAGGGUGAAAAAUCUUCAGCAUCUGCUCGACGAGUGCGACGCCGUCUACGCCAAAGAGGAAGAUGAAGAAAAGAUAACAGGGUUGUCGCGUCUCCAAAUGACUCUGCGGUCGAACUACUCCUCUUGGUAUGGAGAAGAAUAUGAAGGAGAAGAGGGGAGAGAAGGAGAAAGGGAAGCAGGAGCAGAGAAGAAGAAAAUGAGGAUUUCCCUGCCCGUUCUCCAAGACCUUUUCCACAUACACGUCGCCUUCCAGCCUCCUGAGAGCUUUCAGAAAGCGCACGUUAUUUUGGAGACGAACGUCGACGGCGCCACGCUCUCCUUCUUCUCUGAGACUGAGAUAGAGGAAGAGGAAGAAGCAGAAGAAAAAGAGAAGAGAGAGCAGACGGAGGUGGAUGGCCUGAGGCGCUCUUCGCGGCGACGGAGCCAGAAUCAUAAAAAGGGACGCGACAAGAGGUCCUUCUCGUUCUCAGUCACAGACGCCGCGCAUCGACGCCUAGGAUCGUCUAGGUCGCCCUCGAUGCCGGCUGGAACCUGCCAAACCCUUCCAGCCUCUUCCAGGACUCCUUCGGGGAGUCACCAGGGCGCACCGACAGGAAAUCCGGGAACAAACACCAUGCCUUCCAGCCGGCGAGGAGGCCUUUCUUUGAUCGUGACUCCCAGCUCUGCAGGUGUUCCUACUCUUGCUGCUCGUUUGCCUCCCCCGCCCGUUUCCUCCUCCUCGUCCCAAGGCAGUGUUCCCGAGCUGGUCCUUAGACCCCUCGAGCUCGCUUCCUGUGAGGCCGAGGAGCCGUGGGCGCAACAGGGGGAGCAGAAUUACCUCUUCCCCGAUGGUCCGAGAGUCGAGGCUUCCUGUGCGCCCCCGCCCCUCCCGCCAAGGUCGCCACGGCUCCAUUCUGCGGGUUUCUUAGAAUCUCGAGGAGAACCGUCGCCUCGACCCUUGGAGCCGAAUGAGGAUAUCGUGGAUUUGAUAGAAUUCCUUGAAGAGGUACCGUUCCCCACGCAUCCGCAGCCGGAAGCCAGGCCGGACGACAGGCGCAGGAGGCGGGGGCGGAGGCCGGGGGGACAGAGCCGCGGCGGACGGCGGCACAGAAGCGCCUGCGUUAUCAUUUAACCUGUUGACCGUCCCUUCCCUCUCGGGCGCGGUGAACAGGCUAAGAAAGAGCGCUGCGCCCUGUGGGAGUCGAUAUCACCUGAAGGUAACAUUAUUUAUGCAUGUUAUGUAAAAUAGUAUCCCUAGUGUAUAUAUUUUAACAUUUUUCCGCACCUUGCAAGACUUACAAGAUUGAAAUUCAUAUGGCUUAGUAUUUUCUACAGAGAAAUUUUGGUUUGAAAUGUAAAAAAAAAAAAAAUUAUAUAUAUGUAUAUACAUACAUAUAUAUAUAUAUAUAUAUAUAUAUAUAUAUAUAUAUAUAUAUAUAUAUUCUGAAUAACUAAUGCGGUUUAAAUGGUGCGAUCAUGUUUUUGCUGUUUUGGGCUUGUGUUUUAAUUACCAUACAUGUAUAUACUGUUAAUUUGAGUAAUAUCAGAAUUGUCUUAGAUUAGUUUGUUUCUGUAUAGAUAUGAAUAUAUUCCCUUUUUAUACAUUUACCCGAACUGUAUUUACUUAUAUCAGUACAUAAAAAUUACUGUUGUGACAAAUAAAGUUUCAACACUCGCA
Messenger RNA from Penaeus vannamei (Pacific white shrimp), 2498 nucleotides. RefSeq lists its product as uncharacterized. The record is from RefSeq and is a predicted model, not a curated record. Gene Ontology annotation, biological process: protein ubiquitination. Gene Ontology annotation, molecular function: ubiquitin protein ligase activity. Lineage: Eukaryota; Metazoa; Arthropoda; Malacostraca; Decapoda; Penaeidae.